AGCCGGGCCCGCCCGCCCCGCCCCUGGAUGCUGCUCUGCCCCGGCGCAGCCGCUGCCGAUAGCAGCACAGGAGUCGCCGCCGCCGCCGCGGUUCAUGUGGUUGGCCUGGGGCUGAGGAGGCCGCCAAGAUGCCGCAGUCCAAGUCCCGGAAGAUCGCGAUCCUGGGCUACCGGUCUGUGGGGAAAUCCUCGUUGACGAUUCAGUUUGUUGAAGGCCAAUUUGUUGACUCCUAUGACCCAACCAUAGAGAACACUUUCACAAAAUUGAUCACAGUAAAUGGACAAGAAUAUCAUCUUCAACUUGUAGACACAGCUGGGCAAGAUGAAUAUUCCAUCUUUCCCCAGACGUACUCCAUAGGUAUUAAUGGUUAUAUUCUCGUGUAUUCUGUGACAUCGAUCAAAAGUUUUGAGGUGAUUAAAGUUAUCCAUGGCAAGUUGUUGGACAUGGUGGGGAAAGUGCAAAUACCUAUUAUGUUGGUUGGGAAUAAGAAAGACCUACAUAUGGAAAGGGUGAUCAGUUAUGAAGAAGGGAAGGCGUUAGCAGAAUCUUGGAAUGCAGCUUUUUUGGAAUCUUCUGCUAAAGAGAAUCAAACUGCUGUUGAUGUUUUCAGAAGGAUAAUUUUGGAGGCAGAAAAAAUUGAUGGGGCCGCUUCACAAGGAAAGUCUUCCUGCUCGGUGAUGUAAUUCUGCUGUGGGCCCGAGGCCACUGGGACCCGUCCUGCCCGGAGACGCAAACUGCCCGUCAUCCUCGAAGAUAAACUCUGCUUCGUUUUCCUUCUGUUAACCUGAAAGAUUUAUUUGGGUCAGAGCUUUUUCCCACCUGCCCCCCUUUCAGAUUAUGUUGAACUCUGACUAUCCUUCUGAGUUCACUUCCACUUUCAAAUUUUAAGCAAUCAUAUUUUCAUUUAUAUAUUGUAUUUCUUAAUAAUAUUAUGACCAAGAAUUUUAUCGGCAUUAAUUUUUAAGUGUAGUUUGAUGUUUAAAAUAAUGUAAUCAUCAAAGAUGCAUAUUGUUACACUACUAUUAACUAGGCUUCCAUAUAUCAGUGUUUAUUUCAUUGUGUUAAAUGUAUACUUGUAAAUAAAAUAGCUGCAAACCUUAAAAAAAAAAAAAAAAGAA
Molecule: messenger RNA, 1118 nt
Organism: Myotis daubentonii (Daubenton's bat)
Lineage: Eukaryota; Metazoa; Chordata; Mammalia; Chiroptera; Vespertilionidae
Product: GTP-binding protein Rheb
Biological process (GO): signal transduction
Cellular component (GO): membrane
Molecular function (GO): GTPase activity; GTP binding
Source: RefSeq, a predicted model, not a curated record